AAAAUUUUCAACAGCAAAUGUUUGCUUUUUACUCUAAAAACCAGUGGGGAAACGCUGGAAUGAAUAAAAGGAAUGAUUUUUUUUGAAUCUGUUCAAAUGCAACAUGUUCUUUAGAUAAAUACACUAAACUAAACCGAAGAAGAAACUAUUGAGUCUGUAAUGCCUACAAAAGUUUCAAAACCGUUUAUCAAAAAGUCCCAAAUAAAAGCCUGUGUUAAGUGCAGACUUCGUAAGGUUAAAUGCGAUCGACAAAUUCCUUGUUCCCGCUGUAAAGAAAGCAAUGAAUCUUGCAUUUAUGGAGAAAACGUUGUGGAUAGCCAGAAAGACGACUUAGGUACGGAAGAUAGAGAAGCAACAAGGAAGCUAAAAGAUGCCUCAUCAUUACCGAAUCAUCUUGAAAUAGAGCGUAGGAAAUGGGGCUUUGUUGGUUGGAGAAACCUCGUGGAGUUAACGGGUCAUAAACUAAAAGGCUCUUUCCUCAAAGAUGUCGAUUCUUUAAAUGAAUAUUUAAAAAAAAAUCCUUCUACGAUAAAGAUUUUACGAGAUUUAAGAAAACUUCUUCCUCCUCUAGAGAUAUGUAGAUGCUUAAUUCAGCGAUAUUUUGAUACUCUCGAGGAAGUGAGCAGCAUUUUCGACGAAGCACAAAUUCAACAGUACCUUUCUGAUAUGGAAAAUUCGGCGGUAAUUCCGGAAACGAUACUUGUCAUGUUUUCGGCUAUCAUAUCUACAGUAUUAUCAUUCGGUGAAGCACCUAUAGAAGUUGUAAAUUAUCUUACGUCUAUAGGUACAAAUAGGUCUAAUUUCUGUUUAGAAGUCGAACUGAAAAUAAAUGAGCUCUUACAAGAUGAAGAAGUUGAUCGUCUUUGGAGAGACACCGACAGGAUCCGACUUCACGCAUUAAGAGCUCAGCGUAAUGAAAGGACAGAAUUUCGGAAGCUAAAUAAUGAUCUGUGUAAUGCUGUUCACAUCGCCUGUUUUGUAAAUCCUAUUUUUCAAAAGAUGGAUUCGGAUACUGGAUCAGAAGCAAAAACUUGGUUAGCGGUGUGCGAGAUUGAUGCAUUAGAUUGUGUACUAAAAUCUUGUCCACCUUGGAUCCAACACGAUAUCUAUGGAAUAUUAACACCUCUGAAAAGUAAUUACUCUGACGAUAGUAUUUACGAAUUUCAUUGUAUACUUGGCAAACUUUUGAAAUGUGGUUUGGAGGUAUAUAAAUCAAUACAUUCAUCAACUGCUGUUGAAUUUAUCGAUACCAUUCCUCACUUUGAGACAAAAUUAUCAUUAAUUUUGAUGGACAUUGAGUCCAAUUCUUCCUCUGCUGCUUCCGGUGCCAUCUUUCGAGACUCAUUUUUGAAAGUUAUUUUCUGGGUGGUCCGUAAAAACUUAUACCAGUAUUUUAUUGCUAUAUCUCCUGUGUCACUUUCUAAUUAUGAGAAACUCAUUCGAAAUUUGACACAAACAUUGAAACAACUGAGCCGUAUUAUAACCAACUCUAUAAAAAUUUUCGAAGAGUACGGAUGGCUUAAUUGUAUGUUAAUUCAAGUGAUUCAUACCUUUUUUCUCUUGUAUUUAUGCUCAGAUAAAGGAUUUAGUUUACAAGAUGAUUUCCUUAGCUCAGUAUCAACUAUACAAGGAAUUAUCAAAACUAAACAAUACUCUGGGCGACUUUGGAUGAAGUUGCAUAAUCUUUUGCAAGCAUUAGCUGAUGGAGUUUCAUCACAUCCAGAAUUGGAAGAUAAUGCUUUUGAACAAAAUGACGAAACUUUUUUUGACAUGUUUUCCGAUAUUUUUGACUCGAAUUUUAAUUUUAUAAUGCCUACUAAUUUAUAGAGAGAAUCAAAAGGAUAGUGGCAUAUGCUUUUUGAGUUUAACUGUUAUACUGUUAUAAACUCCUAUUUAAUUUUAAAAUAAAUUUCCUCCCUGUAUCAUCAGUGGCAGCUUUUUAAAAACUUUAAUGAAAGAUCUUAGUUGUUUGCAUUCAAG
This is a messenger RNA of Schizosaccharomyces cryophilus OY26, 1980 nucleotides long. Its product is annotated as transcription factor. Gene Ontology annotation, molecular function: DNA-binding transcription activator activity, RNA polymerase II-specific; RNA polymerase II cis-regulatory region sequence-specific DNA binding; zinc ion binding. The transcript has a single exon. The coding region runs from base 160 to 1827 and encodes 555 amino acids. The record is from RefSeq and is a predicted model, not a curated record. NCBI's taxonomy places the organism in Eukaryota, Fungi, Ascomycota, Schizosaccharomycetes, Schizosaccharomycetales, Schizosaccharomycetaceae. Gene Ontology annotation, cellular component: nucleus. Gene Ontology annotation, biological process: regulation of transcription by RNA polymerase II.